AAUCAUAGUAUAGUUACCUCCUAUCAUUACUAUUCCAGCUAAUGUAAUCUCCUAUCUGAAACUUUUUCUGACAUUGCCUUCCUCUCUUGCUUGAAACCGUUUGAUGUUGAUCUAAUGUCUCUUACAAUUUCGAUAGUGCCUCCCCCCCUCUCUCACCGAUAAAGAAAAGCACCCCUGUUGAUUUAACACGAACAGAUCUUACUGCUGAUCCAAUUCAACCUCUCCUUCCUUGUGUUUCUAAUUUGAGAAAUCAACAUCUCCUUCGUCGUGUUCUUCUUUGAAUAAAUAAGGAGAGGUGGAUUGGAAAUACCCGGAAGAGAGUUGAAGCAGCAGCUAUAAAUUUGAUUGGAAAGUUGUUGUUUUGGUGGUGUAGGAAUGGAAUUGGAUAGCAUUGAAUGUGUGCCAUCCUUAGAUUUAACAGAUGAGGAUGGGAUCCACCACCACCACCAUCUCCAUCAUUUCCCUUCUGUUUCAAAGUCACACACCACCACCACCACCACGACCACCAAUACUAAUACAAAUAACAAUACUAAUACUGUGGCUUCUUCUUUUCACUCUACUAGUGUUCAUGAGCUCCUUGAAUGCCCCGUUUGUACCAAUUCUAUGUACCCUCCUAUUCAUCAGUGCCACAAUGGCCAUACACUCUGUUCAACCUGUAAAGCACGAGUACACAAUCGGUGUCCCACUUGUAGACAGGAGCUUGGUGACAUUAGAUGUCUAGCUUUGGAAAAAGUAGCUGAAUCACUCGAGCUACCUUGCAAAUACAUGUCACUUGGAUGCCCAGAGAUUUUUCCAUACUACAGUAAACUAAAACAUGAGAACUUGUGCAAUUUUAGGCCAUAUAACUGUCCAUAUGCUGGAUCAGAGUGUGUUAUUGUUGGGGAUAUCCCAUUCCUUGUUACUCAUCUGAGGGAUGAUCACAAAGUGGACAUGCAUUCUGGGUGUACUUUCAACCAUCGCUAUGUCAAGUCUAAUCCUCGUGAAGUAGAAAAUGCAACAUGGAUGUUAACAGUUUUCCACUGUUUUGGCCAGUAUUUCUGCCUCCAUUUUGAAGCUUUCCAACUUGGGAUGGCUCCUGUUUAUAUGGCAUUCCUCAGAUUCAUGGGUGAUGAGACAGAAGCUCGGAAUUACAGCUACAGCCUGGAGGUUGGGGGAAAUGGUCGGAAACUAAUUUGGGAAGGCACACCACGGAGUAUAAGAGAUAGUCACAGGAAGGUUAGGGACAGCCAUGAUGGACUUAUUAUACAACGUAACAUGGCACUUUUCUUCUCUGGAGGAGAUAGGAAGGAGUUAAAGCUGCGAGUUACAGGACGGAUAUGGAAAGAACAGCAGAACCCCGAAGGUGGGGCAUGCAUUCCCAACCUUUGUAGUUAGGCUAAUUAUCACGUUCUUGCUCUCUACUGUGCGAUCUAUUUCUUGUAAUACUGUUACUAAAAUGCUGAUCAUUUUAAGAAUCCUCAUGUACAAUACCGGAGGCCGCUUUAUAAAUUGUUAAUAAACUUACUGAUAAAACUACCCUGGCCUUGCCUUUCAAUGGUUUUA
Molecule: messenger RNA, 1542 nt
Organism: Populus euphratica (Euphrates poplar)
Lineage: Eukaryota; Viridiplantae; Streptophyta; Magnoliopsida; Malpighiales; Salicaceae
Product: E3 ubiquitin-protein ligase SINAT3-like
Exons: 3
Coding region: 376-1374 (332 amino acids)
Biological process (GO): ubiquitin-dependent protein catabolic process; multicellular organism development
Cellular component (GO): cytoplasm
Molecular function (GO): ubiquitin protein ligase activity; protein binding; zinc ion binding
Source: RefSeq, a predicted model, not a curated record